Molecule: messenger RNA, 3250 nt
Organism: Choloepus didactylus (southern two-toed sloth)
Lineage: Eukaryota; Metazoa; Chordata; Mammalia; Pilosa; Megalonychidae
Gene: CALML6
Product: calmodulin like 6
Exons: 4
Coding region: 2611-3165 (184 amino acids)
Cellular component (GO): myosin II complex
Molecular function (GO): enzyme regulator activity; calcium ion binding
Source: RefSeq, a predicted model, not a curated record
UGGCACUCACAGCCGGCACUCACACCUGGCACUCACACCUGGUCUCAUACUUUGUGCUCAUACCUGAUUCUCACAUCUGGAGCUCACACCUAGUGCUCACACCUGGAGCUCACAUCUGGUGCUCACACCUGGUGCUUACACCUGGCACUCACACCUGGUGCUUACACCUGGAGCUGGUGCUCACACCUGAUGCUCACACCUGGUCUCAUAUCUAGUUUCAUACUUGGUGCUCAUGCCUGGAGCCCACACCUGGCACUCACAUCUGGCACUCACACUCAACACUUACACCUAGCACUCACACCUGGCACUCACACCUGGUCUCAUACUUGGUGCUUGCACCUGGUGCUCACACCUGAUUCUCACACCCGGCACUCACACCUGGCACUCACAUCCAACACUUACACCUAGCACUCACACCCGGCGGUCACACCUGGUCUCACACCUGGAGCUCACACCUGGCACUCACACCUGGCGCUCACAAGCCUGUUACUCACCCGGUCUCUGCCAUUUUUCUCCCUUUCUGGGGAGCACCAUCAGAGGUGCUUGCACCAGCCUUCUGAUUCCUUUGUGCAUUUCCUUCUGCCUCCUGCUUCACCACUGGCCAAAGUGCAACAGGUAAGCUGUCUGGGGGCGUGUGUUCCCCACUGAGGACCCCCUCUCCUACACCUGCCCUCUCGGUCUCACAUUGAACCAGCUGGCACAGCUCGCUUGGGCUUUCUGGAAGCAGACCCCGAGAUGCGGUUUGGGUACCGGCAGGUGCUGUGGUUGACCGCUGUGGAAGGCGGGGUGGAGGCCGUGCUGGGCCGAGGGGGAACGGCUGCCUCAGUGAGAGCUGCUGCUGGAGUGUCCUGCCUGGGGCCACCCACCCAGCCCUGAUGCCCACUAGGGUGCCUGGGAGCCUGUCACUGUCUCCUCACUGGGCCCCCGUGACAGGGGCAGGGUCUCCUGCCCUGGGGGAGGCCUGGCCUGAGCGAGGAGCUGGGAGGGCUGGGUCUGGGGCGCCCCUGUGGGAAGGGGCCCUGGGGUCUGGCCCUGCACAGCCUCCUCUAGGCCAUCAGCAGUGGCUGUCAUCUUUCUUCUUCUCAGAUGGCAUCUGCGGUUAGAGACAGGAGCUAGUUUCAUCGAAAUGGCAUUUUACUUCCUAGUUCUACCUGCUCUCAUUGUUUUGGGAACUUGAGAGAAGAGAGUAGGAAAACCUUUUCCCCAGGGGCUGCUGGGUUGCUGUGGCCACAUCCUGUGCCUCCCCAUCUUUGGGUGGAGGGUGGGGGCCGCCUAUGCUGUAACUUGGGCUCCAGGACGCACGUGAGGGGACGUCCGGAUCUGCCGCUGCGGCCCAGGAUCUCUGAGGAGGCUAAAGCCUCAGCAGCUGGCCCGAGGCGUGGCAGGAAGCGUGCCCGCGGCUCCGGGAUCCUGGCAGGCUGGGCACCGGCCCCCCACCUGCUCAGACUCGUCAGGGGUCCCAGGCUGUGCCGUGGCCCUCCCCCGUGCAGGCCAGGCAGGUGUGAGCCCAUGUGUCACUCCCGGGACGAUGCAGAGGGUAGGGGGGGGCUGGGCAGGGGCCCCGGGAUAUGACCACCCUGAACAGGAGCAGGAGGGCGAUGGGGGAGACCCCGAGGGUGCCCCGUCCUGUCAUCACAAACCUCCAUGUGCCUUUGCCAGCCGAGCAGGCCUCACGGGAGUGAGGGGCACCUGCCAGGCCAUCUGGGUCUCGUCUUCCACGCACCAGCGAGGACGGCCUGCAAGGAGGGGCUGUGGUGGAAGGGAGGGCCGGCCUCGGGGAGGCAGACGGGACGGGGGCGUCUGGCAGAGAGGGAACCACAGUGCCAAGGCCCCAGGCUCCUGGGCCACAGGCCUAGCUGCUCCCUGCCCUCGGCCCCCUGCCCAUCCCCAUGGCUGCUGGGAGGGUCCCCGGGGGCUAGAGGCCAGGUGGGGCUGGGGAAAGGGCCAGGUCUGUCCCAAAAUAGGGUGGCAGGAUCGCGCUGGCCAUAAAAGGCCCUUGGAAUCUGGACCCCAGGGACCCUGGGCAGCCAGGCCCAGCUAAAACGCUGCCGCCUGCCCCGCGGGUCCUGCCCACUGUCACCGGCCUGCGGAGCCCCCAGCCACGGCCAUGGUAGGGCCCCUGUGAGGGUGGCCGCCUCGGAGCCGCCGGGUGGGGCCCUGGGAGGCUGGGUGGGCCCUUGUUCCAGGGCCGGGGCCCACCGCAGCAGCGGCCAGGUGCUAGGCUGCCCCUCAGGGACCCUGCCUCCCAGGACCCCAAGCCUGGCCCCAUGCAGGCCAGGAAACCCUGGGCCCUGGAGGUGCCUCCCUGUGCCGGACGCCUGUGUCCAUCGCCGCAGGGCCUGGCCCACCUGCGGCUGCCCCUGUGGCCUCUGCUGCCCCUCACACCUCUGGCCUGUACCCCCUGCGGACCCCACCCGACCCCCUCACUCGCUGCCCGGUGCACGACUCCCCCCCAGGCGAGGCCGGGGGCCGCCCUUUGGCCACCACGGCCCUUAGGGGCUGCCGAGCAGAUGGACGGGGCUGGGGGCCCCUGGUGAGCCGGGGGGCCUGUGCCCACAGACGGAGCGCCUGACGGCUGAGCAGGUCAAGGAGUACAAGGGGGUCUUCGAGAUGUUCGACGAGGAGGGCAACGGGCAGGUGAAGACGGGUGAGCUGGAGCGGCUCAUGAGCCUGCUGGGCAUCAACCCCACCAAGAGCGAGCUCGCCUCCAUGGCCCGGGACGCCGACCGAGACAGUGAGGCGGGCGCCCGGGUGUGGGGGGCCGGGCCCCGUGCGUGUGCGGCGGGGGUGGGGUGCAGCCCUGGGCCUCCCCCCGGUGUGCGUGAGGGGCCCGUGGGGUGGCCCCGGCGCCCACCCGGCCUGCGCCCGGCAGACAAGGGGUUCUUCAACUGCGACGGCUUCCUGGCCCUCAUGGGCGUCUACCACGAGAAGGCCCAGAACCAGGAGGGCGAGCUGAGGGCCGCCUUCCGCGUCUUCGACAAGGAGGGCAAGGGCUACAUCGACUGGAACACGCUCAAGUACGUGCUCAUGAACGCGGGGGAGCCCCUCAACGAGGCGGAGGCCGAGCAGAUGAUGAAGGAGGCGGACAAGGACGGCGACGGCACCAUCGACUACGAGGAGUUCGUGGCCAUGAUGACCGGAGAGUCCUUCAAGCUGGUCCAGUAGGAGCAGCAGCUGCGCCUCGGGAAGCCCCGGGGUGAGGCCCCGUGGCCCUGCCCACCCCCGCCGCCAGUGUCCAAUAAACAGUCCG